AAAAAAAAAUCCCCUCUUGCUCUUUCACUGGAAAUCAUGAACUAAAUAUAGAUUAAGUUGUACACGGUGAUUAUAUCGAUGAGCUACAAUUUCACUGCGUCCUCAGGAAUAAAAUCUCUGUAUCGCUGGAAUGACCCUUUAUCACUGUUGCGGUGUAACAGCAUCAUGGUUUCUUUUCCAAACCCUCGCGCCCCGCCUAUUUAAUUUUAUCCAAUCACGAUAUCUCAUCUUUUGGGUAAGUAUUUCAAAUUAUUGAUACAGCUAAACUGUGGGGGCAAACACUCUGUUUCUUACUGCUCAAUCUGUUUUUUUUAAACGAACCAUCCGGGAUGUCAGUGAGGACAUUUCAAACAGGACCUUUCCUCUGUUUGGACAUUUAGCCCAGACCAAACUUUGCAAGAAAUUCAAUCGGACAUCUCUGUGACAGUGCUUUCAUGGCGGAUCAUCCAAUUCGCGUUCGACUCGGUAGGAGAAAAGGAUGGCACCUAUUGAACUACUGCACGGAGGAAGGCUUGUGUUGUGGUUUUAAUCUCAUUUAGAAAUGGAUGACAAGUCACUUACUGACAAGCUCUGCAAUGCCUCUGCCAGUGGAAAGUUAUCUGAGGUAUUGGCUUUGCUGCAAAAUGGAGCAGAUGUCAAUGGAUUUAAUACAUACAAGAGAACUGCACUGCAGGUGGUGAUGUUGGGGAGCACCCUCGUGGCCGAGGCUCUUCUUGACGCGGGUGCCAACCCCAACUUACGCGACCCGACCUGCGGUCUCACCGUGACCCACGACGCCGCGCGCGAAGGAUUUGUGGAUACUGUGCGCGUGCUGAUAAGCCACGGGGCUGACGUAAACCUCGUGGAUAAGCAGGGUAACAUGCCGCUGCACCUGGCCGCCAGGGAAGGCCACCUGCAGGUGGUCCAGGUCCUAAUUGGACCCACGGCGGACCCUCAGAGGGCCAACGGCCAGGGAUAUACCGCCGAGCAGCUCGCGCUCCACUUCGGGAGGAUGGACAUUGCCAGAUAUAUCGACGACCAUUUGAACUCCCGCUAGAGGAGGAGGAAGAGGAGGAUGAAGAUACAGACUUUUCAAACUCUCGAUUGGCUGAAAUCCUUUUAUGCUUCUGCUAUUUUGCUUAUGCCUUUUUAAUAUACUAAUACUUUAACAUUUCAUUUGGUUUUAUAUUUUCUCAAGUGGCCUAAUAAUGAGACAGUUUGCUCACUGUUAUUUACACACUUAUCUACAUGUUAAUGCUGUUUGGAGAGAACAGGGGAGACCAAGCACACAUUAAUCAGUGAUUUGGAGUAGUAAAAAUACAGUAUCCAACACAGUGAUAGUAUGGUUAACAUACACCCUUUGGCCACUUAAUUUGGCACACUGAUACACUGUAGUACAGUUCAGCACCAAAGCUGUAUGUACAUAUUCUACUUUUACAAAGCAAUGGUCAGUUUUUGUUCUAACUUUCCGGGAAGCAAGUGAGUGACGCUUUAUUUAUAUAUGGCACGGUAAGAGAGUGCAUCACACAUGCAUUAAAAAUAUAAACAAAUAACCUAAGAAUAAAUUACAAUAUAAAACAAAGCACAGUGAGCGACAGAACAAAUUAAAACAAACAAAAACAUAAGACAGGGAUGUAGGCUUGCCUGUACAGAUGAUUUUAAACAGUCCAAAGAUUCAGCAAAUAAAUAGAUUGGGGAAGAUGAUCGCGGAAGAGGUGAAGUGGAAUAAGGAAGAAGGAGAUCAGAAAUGUAACUGGGGGCAAGGUCAUGCAGUGUCUUAUGUGUAAUCAACUGGAUCUUUUGAAUUUUACAGGAAGCCAGUGAAAGGAUGUAAGAAGAGGAGUUAUGUAAGUGUGAAAAAUGUUAAUUCAGAAGUUUAUUGUUGAGGCCAUAGUGGUGGACUGGACUGCAUUAUACUGAAAUGUGUGUCUAAUUGUCUUCCCUACUGGCCAAACCUUGGACACAGCUCUCAGUAUAAUGUCUGAGAGAUCUGGGUCAACACCUCUGCAUACUGCAACCUUACUAAUAAACACAGUUGUAUUAACACUGCGAAUAACAAUUGAACAUUUGUUAUCUUUGUAAAGAUAGAUUCUAUUGCUGAGCUGCUGAUUGCAUUAGAUUUUACAGGUGUACCUAAUAAAGUGGCCACUGAGUGUAUAUUCUAUCAGUAUUUGACAGCCACCUAAAUAUAUUAUCUUGUUUCUUCACAAAGCUCUGUAAACUCAUAAUGUGAUGAGUAUAGAGUACAGAUAAAGCCACAGAGACUACAUGUACACUCAAAUAGAGAUACUCUGUUUUAAAAGCAGAGAGGUUUAGGAAGUCUCACUACUGCUGCUACAUGUCAUUAAGAGUCACAACUGGUACCAUUUGGGAACACUGAGUGUCAAAAUGAAUGAGAUGAUGUAGAGACUUCAGAGGAGGCCUGACUUAUGUACAAAAUAAGACACUGUUUCCCCUAUAAGCUGUGUUUUAAUUUGUUCUAUUCAUUUACAAUGAGGAAAUGCGUACAAUCAUAUACUGUGAGAGUGGCUCUGCCAUUUAGUUACUAGUUACACCUAUACAAUGUGAGAUAAAAUACAACAGCACUACAGUAAGUGUGAAGUUUACAAAGUGUUUCACACAUUAUUUCAAUUCAUACCGUACUUUGUAAGGAUGCUGCAUUUGAGAGGUGUCUGGUCAUCCCUAAUGAGAAACCCGAGAAGGACAAAAUAAUAAAUAAUAAUAUCAUAUAAAUGUAAUAAAUAAACUCUCCCGUUGCGCUCUCUCUCUUUUUCUCUGCUGCUUGAUUAAUGUGAAUGUAAAAACUGUGACAUAAUAAAAGAUUACAAUUAA
Molecule: messenger RNA, 2811 nt
Organism: Lates calcarifer (barramundi perch)
Lineage: Eukaryota; Metazoa; Chordata; Actinopteri; Centropomidae
Gene: cdkn2c
Product: cyclin-dependent kinase inhibitor 2C (p18, inhibits CDK4)
Exons: 5
Coding region: 542-1036 (164 amino acids)
Biological process (GO): regulation of cyclin-dependent protein serine/threonine kinase activity; negative regulation of cell population proliferation
Cellular component (GO): nucleus
Molecular function (GO): cyclin-dependent protein serine/threonine kinase inhibitor activity; protein kinase binding
Source: RefSeq, a predicted model, not a curated record